ACCCACUGCCACUCCAAAAAGAUCGCAUUUCAGAUUUUCUGGUGGGAAAAUGUGCAAGAUGGUGACAGCAGGAAAGGACGUGACUGGGUCCUGUUUGAGUCUAAUCCGGUUGAAGAGAGUCUCCCUUGUGGACACGCUGGAGGGGCGCAUCGAUGCCCUGCUGGACGUUCUCUUGUCGAGGGAGGUUUUCAACCGGGACGACCGGGAGGACGUGCUGUGUCAGCCAGGGCCGCGGGCGAGGGUGAGGAAGGUGCUAGACAUCUUGGAGUGCAAGGGCGAGGAAGCUGUCAACACAUUCCUCAGUGUUGUUGAUCAACCAGAAACGCCAAACGUAGGCAAGAGCAAAGACCAGCCGCCUUCUUUGGGGUACAAUCAAAUGAAACAGAAGCACAGAGAGGUCCUCAGACGAAGGAGUGAAAGCAUGCUCUACUACAACACCCGCCAUGGUGAGAAAAUCCUCUUUUCCGACCAAUAUGUCAACCUUCUGUUGGUCAACGGACACCAAGGCCUGGACAUCAAACGGCACGAGGUCCUAGCAUAUGGACGGAAGCGGCUAUCUUUGCAGCAAAAGUCCGCAGAGCAUCGCCGAAUUACACCAGACCAACUCUUCUCCACAGCCAAGGGAGCCCGGCCCGUCAAGAAGAUCCUAGUGACAGGGGUGGCUGGAAUAGGAAAGACCAUCCUGGUGCAGAAGCUGCUGCUUGACUUUGGGAAUAACAAAGAAAGCCUCGGCUUUGACUUCAUCAUCCACAUGACCUUCAGGGACCUCAAUCUGGUGAACAAGCCUGUGAACCUCCGGGAGUUGGUCUUGCGGAAAAACCGUCACUUGGCCAAAGAGCUGGACAACAUAUUGGCCAACGACGACAAAUUGCUCAUCAUCUUCGACGGAUUUGAUGAGUUCAGACACUACAGGCGUUGCGACGUAGACGCGUUUGUGUGUGAGCCGGACGACUACGGUGAGGUGGAGGAGGUGUUCACCAGCCUGAUGUUGGGAGAGCUCCUCCCCAACACUGCCAUCAUUCUGACGAGCAGGCCCACGGCCAUCGGCCACAUCUCAGUGGGCUGCGUGGACCGCUUUGUGCUCAUCGCCGGCUUCUCCCUGGACGAGAUCCAAGACUUCUUCUGUCGCUAUUUCCAGGACGAAGGCCUUGCGGAACAGCUGUUCAGGGUGGUGCGAGAGAACGAGCUGAUGUUGACACUGUGCUACAUACCGGCGUUCUGCUACAUCAUCUGCUGCAUUCUGAAAGAAAGCAAAGACUUCGCCGGGGACAACCCUCGGACCAUGACGGACAUUUACGUGCAGUAUUUGGUGGCCUUGCUCCGCACUCACACCCAGGAGAGGGCGAAGGCGUCCGGUGCGGUUCAGGGAACAUGCGGUGGUGAGCAGCUCUCUGACGCGGUGCUGCAGCUGGCUCGGCUGGCCUUCUUCAAGCUGAUGGAUCAGCAGACUCUGUUCUACGCCAGUGACAAGGAUGUUGCCCCUUUGGAAGGCUGUCCCCUGGCCAGUACCUUCCUGGACAAGAUGGUGGCACAGGAGCCCGGCUGCACUGAAGACGUUUACUCCUUCGCACACCUCACGGUUCAGGAGUUUUUUGCCGCAGUUUAUUGUGCCAUGACGGACCAACCUCUGCCUGAUGUCUUACAGCAGGACAGCAGCGCCGCUGAGGACACACUUAAGGGUCACUUGGAUCUGUUCAGCCGCUUCCUCUCUGGGAUCCUCUCCGAACGCAAUACCAAGCUUUUGGCGAGGCAAGUGGGGUUGUCUUGUGACGAGGGCAAAGCUGAGGCCUAUCGCCAAAGGACGGUCAGCAACCUCAACCACCUGUGCGAAAACGGCACGCACAUCUUGAACAGUUUGCAUUGCCUUUUCGAGCAGCAGGAUCCUUCCCUGGGGCAGGAAGUGAGAGCACAGGCCCUGCGACUGAAUGUCAGUGAUGAAGCCCUCUCCCCGAUGGAUUACAACGCCAUCAAGUACUUCCUGAAUGCCACUGCGGGGGAUCUCUCAGAGCUGGAUCUGACGGGGACGGACGUAAGUUACGAGGCAUUGAGGGAUCUCAUGCCUCACUUGCUCAAAUGCAAGCAACUCUGGGUUGGGGAAAAUCCUCUUGAUAUGGACACGAUUCAAGUCAUUGCUGAAGUGUUGCAACAGUCGGACUGUUUCACCCAUCUUGGAAUUGGAUGGACAGAUAUUGGUGAUGAGGAACUACUGGUCCUAUCCAAUGCAAUACGACAGAAGAAAGUACUCAAAGAAUUAUGGAUGGAAGGAAACAGAGUGACCUGCCGAGGUCUGCUGUCACUCAGUGACCUGACUCCACACCCCCUGAGUAAAGUUGUCGCCAUAUGGAACGACGUGACGGACACGGAGGUCCGGUCGCUGAGCGCGCCCAGCGACUGCGGCGGGGCCAGCCUGACGGUGGACUUCUCGGAGGACGCGGUGUGGGCGGCGUGGGGCGACUGGGUGCUCGCGAGGUGCUCGGUGAGCAGCGACGAGAAGCUCCUCACCGUGCUGCACAAGGUGUGCAAGAUCUCCACGCACUACCUGGAGACGGGCUGGGCGCACGCCUUCUACAGGGACCUGGGGCGCCUGGUGAAGAGCCGCGUCGAGCAGUGCACGGAGGAGGACGUGAGGAAGAGGCUGGAGACGUUUGAGGGCGUUCUGAGCUGGUGAAGAGGCAGGGGGACAGCGCCCGCCCGCCAGGGGGAGGCUGUCGUGACGUUACCCGCCUUAUGGGUCGCCGAGCAGAGACAGUUUCCCCAGAAAAGGGAAAUGAGGGUUGUCACUCAGUCUGCUUAUGAGUGGGUUUGAUAGAAAGCCCCAGCAGCCACGAUGGUCAUGUGGGUGGUGUUCUGACUCAUCAAUGCUGCGUGUGCAUGUGGCAGGGCACAGACAGGAAUGCGGUUACAUUAGGAUGCUGCUGGCACAACACUACAUUUUUUUCAUCGACACCCACCUCAUCGUCAUUGUUGUUUAUAUUAUUGUUUUUACGUUUCACGUUUCAUAAAAGUCAUCCUGUAUGCAGGCCAUAUCAAUGUGUGAGUGACUUAGAAAUAUAUAUAAUAAUAAUAACACUAAUAAUUAGGCUGGCAAAAUAAUAAGUAAUCCAAAGACCAUCAAAAACACUUUAAACUGUACACUUUCUGACCGCGCACUAAUGUUCAGAACCUUUUAAAGGUCUAAACAACAAGCUAGGGGCCUCUUUGACUUGCACUACGGGUAUUCGGUGUCUGUGGUUUGUUGCGAAAGAAGAAGCUGUCCCAUAUUCUAAUUAUAUAUAAACUAUAAAAAAUUAAUUUCCUGUUGAAACGGCGGUGCAUGCUGUGGUGCAAAGUGAUGAUGAAAAUAUGUUUCAAUAAAGCGACACAU
This is a messenger RNA of Gadus chalcogrammus (walleye pollock), 3364 nucleotides long. RefSeq names its product NLR family CARD domain-containing protein 3-like. The record is from RefSeq and is a predicted model, not a curated record. The transcript has 6 exons. Bases 50 to 2668 code for a protein of 872 amino acids. Lineage: Eukaryota; Metazoa; Chordata; Actinopteri; Gadiformes; Gadidae. Gene Ontology annotation, biological process: regulation of apoptotic process.